ACUUUUUUUUCUCCUCACCUUCCUCGAAACUGUCAAAGCCAGAGCCAGAAAAGUGAAGAAAUUGUAGCAGAAAAGAUUAUGUUGUAAGAUCCCGUGUGCCUGCGCCAGCCUUUCUUCCAAAAGGAUUGACCCUUGUUUUGUGUAACAAACAAACCAACAAAUUGCCCACAUCAGCUCCAGAGUGUUGUUGGUGUUCCGUACCAGCUUCGACGUAGAAAAAAAACCCAUCCCGUGUGAGCGUGUGUGUGUGUGCGUUAUGGUUUAGGCCUAGAAGAAUCAGCUCGACAGCAACCACCCCAGUGACGACGGGUUGGGAAGGUGAUGCGUACUCCCAAACGUUGCGUACCCAAAAAAAGUAACACAAAACGUACGUAAGUGUGCAGUACAGCUGCAGGAAAGUGAAGAAAAAGCCCCUUCCCAUGUGGGGGGUGACCCAUGAAGGAACCGAAGGAAAACAGCCUUGCACAACUGUGUGACCAUGAUCGUGCGGGGAAGCAGCUGAAGCCAAUCCGGCGGCAAUAGCAGAGAGCGCCUUGUAUGUGCGAAGAAAAAAAAUCGUGUGAAAUGAUGUGAAAAACGGCAGCAGCAGCCGAAAGUGUGCAGUUAGUUGGUCGGCGAGCGACCCGAGAAAAAUAGAACCUGCCGAGGGGCUGCCUGGGUGUGAUAAAGCAAAAACAAAGCGUUAGACGACCCUGCCCGUCCUCGAAGAGAAAACAGUUUGUCGUCGUUCGCGUCGUCCUUUGGUGUGCUCGUCCAAAGGGGGUGGGCAGAGACAGCGCAACCUUGAUCCUCGGCUGCUUCUUACUACGUCAGUCAGUCCGUGAGCGCGCGCGUUGUGUGGGGUGGGUGGCCCGGGCCAAGGUCCACCACAGGGGAGAGACAGGGGCAAAACCAUCCAACCAGAGCGCAACAAAUAGAGAGAGAGAACUCGGUGCUGGCGUAAACACAUUCCUUAUUUAGCGUAUCUCUUGUCGCGGCUUGGUCGUAUCCGUAAGGAUGCCGCAGUGCUACUGUCCAACCCCCUGGGCUGGGUGUGUGUAGAAAAAUAAACAAAACACACCUUUCCGGCGUCUUCCCCCUUGGCGCUCCUCCCCGCUCACCCAAGGUACAGGGGAUGUUGCAAUCUGAUCGAGCGAAAAUUGAUCGCUACACGGAUUGCAAUUCACACAGCCACAGCGCGGGGGAAUGUGUAUCGAGGCCCCCUAACACACCACCACCACGCUGAACUGCGCUGAUAAGUGAAAAGCCCUUCGUGCGGUGUUGUGUCGCGAGUGCACACGAAAGAAAGCGCCAGAAAUUAAAACAAUCGUAGUAGCAUUGACGUGCGUGCCUCUGUGUGUGUUUACCGCUCCCGUGUUCUGUUUCUCCGUUCCAGCAAGAACGCACACGAUCCCUUGUUGCAAAAGGGCGGAAGCUUGUUUUAUUUUUUGUGUUUGUUUGCCUUUCAAGAUUAUCACUAGACAGAGAAGCAUGCUGUGCUAAGUGCGCACGUUGCACAAACGCUGCCACCGCUGCUACUGUCCGCCUGCCGGUGUGAAAUUAUUGUGCUUUGUGAAUUUAUGUGAUUUGAUUUCUCCACGUUGAUUGAGGCGAACAUCUCGCGGUUCGAACGCCGUUGUGUGAAAAAAUGGUUUGAAAACGGUACUCCGGCAUCAUCGCUGUAUCGCCAGAGGAAGCUAAACAACAAACAAACCAGUUGCAGCAGCCGCAUCAGCCCACAGCUUUAGUUGCCUAGUCGUCCCGGCCGCGACAACCUGUACAAUGGGCAGCGUGUGGAAGCGUCUGCAGCGCGUCAACAAGCGGGCGGCCAAGUUUUCCUUCACCGUGUCGUACCAUGAGCUGUUCAUGGAGACGACUGCCAAAUGGCGACCCAACAAGCUGCACGUCGUGUGGACGCGCCGUUCGCGCCGCGUCCAGUCCAGCGCGCUCGAGUGGCAGCCGGACCUAAUCAACCCGCUCAGCAGCACCAUGUCCUGGCCGAUGCCGGACAACCACACGAUCGCGGUCACACUGUUCAAAGACAUCCGGACGCACGAGCUGGAGGAUAAGGAUUGGACGUUCGUGCUGGAGGACGUGUCGCAGCUCGGCAAGAAGCGGGCGCUCGCGUCCGCUACGAUCAACAUGCGCAAGUACGCCAGUAUCGAAUCGACGCAGCAAACGUUUACGCUCCGGUUGCGCCCGGUGUCGAAGAAAAUCCUGGCCGCCAACCUGGAGCUAACGCUGAGCUGCGUGUUUUUGCGCGAGGGCAAAGCAACGGACGAGGACAUGCAGAGCAUCAUUUCGCUGAUGUCGGUCAACAAUGUGUCCGACAUAGCGCCGCUCGACGAUCUCGAGGACAUACCGGAUCUGGAGAACUCGAUCGACUUCUCCGAGAACAUGUCCGAGCUGACGAACCAGCUCGAGCAGCUGACGACGAGCCUGAACAGCUCGGAGCUGCUGACACCGAUGAGCGGCGUGCCCUCGCUGCUGUCCGACGAUCAAACGCCGAUCGUGUGCGGGUCGCGCGAAAUGUUCCUCGACAUGAUGCUGGCGGGGCGGGAGGACGACGGCAGGCGUGAGUUGGACGAGAAUGAGAACAAACCGUCGCUGCAGCACCACCACAGACCACACGCGCGCGAGGAGGGUACUGGUGACGGUGGUCAAGCCGGUUCGCACUCUGCGUCUCCUAGUCAGAGGGAAACUCGUGAAAACAGGCUCCCAGAAACGGUUAAAAGGGAGGAGGAAGAGGAAGAAGACCAGCUGGACAAACAGCUCGACGCACUGGGCGUGCUGGAAGACGACGAGGAAGACAAUGACUUUGCAUCCGGUCGAUCAACACCGGUCCCAACGGAGGCAAACCGUGUACCGACGCCGGAACCCGCACCGCCGACCGUCGCCGUAGAGGAGGAAGCAAAACCGUCCUCCCCGGAACCACCACCAAAAGCAUCGCCCCUCGAUGGUAAAGCGUUCAACAGCAGCCGAUCGGACCUGAAACCACUGAACCUAGUCAAGAGCUACGACAACGAACCGAAGGAAAGGGAACAAAGCACCAUAACAGAGUCCGAUCGGCAGGAGGCGGAUGAAAAGUCGGACGUCUCGUUGGUUCCACCGAUCCGGCCCGUUCCGCUGUUGGCCGGCGGGGAGCUGCUGAAACCGCUCGGCACGCUCAAGGACAGCACGCCCGGGCAGGAUCUGCUGGAAUGGUGCAAGGAGGUGACGAAGAACUACAACGGCGUGAAGGUGACCAACCUGACGACCAGCUGGCGCAACGGGAUGGCAUUCUGUGCGGUGAUACAUCACUUUUAUCCUAAUUUAAUUGACAUGACGAAAUUGUCCCCUGGCAAUGUGAUUGAAAACUGUCGAACGGCUUUCGAUGCGGCCGAAAAGCUCGGCAUACCGCGGGUGAUUGAGCCGCGCGAUAUGAAUUUGCUCGCCGUGCCGGAUAAGCUGGCCGUCAUGACGUACCUUUAUCAGCUGCGGGCGCACUUCACCGGACACCAGCUGGAGGUCCAAUCGAUCGAUGGCAGCAGUGGUCCGUGUCGAGCAUGCAGCCACGCGGCAGCACGGGCAGUGUGUUCUUAUCACUCGCAAACGAAACUUGUCGGUGGAGAAGGAGGCGAAACAACGGACGAUUCCAGCUACGUGAUCGGAAACUACAAAUCGGACAAGCUGUGCAAGAAUCUGCUCAACCUGACCGACAUCAUCACGCCCAACAACGACGACCACCCGCUCGGGUCGAAGCUGGACACGAAGGCGGCCCUGCUGGCCAACUCGAAGCACCUGCUGGGGCGCGUCCUGUCCCCGACCAAAGAUAAGCUGCCCAAUUUUCCCUUCAGCCUGCUGGACGGGCCGCUCGGUCCGGGGCACGUGGCAAACAAUGGCCCGGCGAACAACGAGCGGGUAGAGAGCGGUGGUGACAGCAAUGGUAGCAGUAAACCAGCGAACGGUUUGAGUGGCCAUCAGAGCAGCAGCAUAGACAGUGGAAGCAGCAACACGUCCUCUUCCACGGCCGCCAAUGAAGGGGACGCGGCAAGUGAAAAGCUUACCGUGGCCACGACGGUUGACAGUGGCAGUGAUGGUCGGUCGGUGGCUGUUAAUGGAAGCAGUGCCAGUCCCACCGGCGAUGACGAAGAUGGCCAAAGACGCGCGCAAACGGAAAACAGUGUACAGCAGCCGGGUGACGAUGAUGAAGAGAUUCAAACGCUUCCGACGUUGGAUUUGAACAAAGCAAACACAUUGAUUUUACGGCACAAAGAAAUGAGCGAGCGGGCCAAGCUCAUGAUAGAACGGCUUAGAUCGUCGCACGUAGAUAGCAAAGGUGACAAGGAUGCAACCGAUCGACAGGCCAGAUUGCGCGAGGAGGCCCGCAAACUGAUUGCCGGCGCCAAGUUAAAGCUGUCCGGGCUGGACUCUCCUUCAUCGCCGACGAAACUGUUCCCCUCCGGUGGUCGCCCGGCCCCUGCUCCCCUCUCGCCAGAUCGGGCCAUCUCGCCGAUCAACAAUGGGUCGGAGUUUAUCUUUCCCAUUGGCCAUCACCAUCCGCAUCGAAAGGAUACGGGUUCGCCCGCCGGCCAGCAGGACCCUACCGGCAAGGAGGGUAGCAAUGGGCACAGCUACAAGGCGGCGGAACAGCAUCACCAUCUGCUGAAGCGCAGCACACCGUCGCCGAGCAAGUUGAUUGAGUUUAUGGGUCCAAAGAGCCAGGAGGAUGACAAUGGUCAGGUGGAACGUGUAAAUUACAUUCAAAGUGAGCUUAACAAACUGGAGCGCGAGCAGGAAGCGAUCGAUCUGAAAGCAAACGCACUGGAAAAGAAGCUACGCGCUGUGAUGGGCGGAACGAUGACGAACGUUUCCGAAACCGAAGAUCAACUCAUGUCACAAUGGUUCACGUUGGUAAACAAAAAGAACGCACUGCUCAGGCGGCAAAUGCAGCUUAAUCUACUUGAACAAGAGAAUGAUCUUGAGAAAAAGUACGAAAUGCUAAACAUGGAGCUGCGUGCAGCCCUUUCCGUCGAGGAUUGGCAGAAGACGGAGGAGCAGCGCGAGAAGGAAGCGUUGCUACUGACGGAACUGGUGGCAAUCGUGGACAAGCGCAAUGAGCUGGUGCAAAAUCUGCACAGCCAGGAGCAGGCUAUCGAAGAUGACGACGAAAUUGAACGAAAGCUGGAAACGGUAGAUAUUAACCAGAAGGACGAAAAGUGUGUCAUCCAGUGAGCUGGUGAUUUCCUUCAACUGUUCCUUACUUAAAUUGGUUGAGGUUUUACCAAUGUAUGUGGACGUAAAAUUGACGUAGUUUCAACAUUCGACGUACCAAACCAAACGACAACCCCAAAUUCCCCAAAACUGCUGACACGCGAUAGGGCCACACUGUCCCCCCGAAUGCCCCCCCCGGGCUCGAUGAUGCCGGGCGAUCGAGAACUCGUACAAGUACAAUCAUCGUUCCAACGCACGAUCGUUCAACCUGGAACAAAUUACAGUAGCAGAGUACACAUUUCCGUUCCGGGUUUUGAAUUCCGUUUUUUCGUAAUCAAUUCCGUCCGUUUUCCGGUGUGUGCGCGUGUGUUGUUGUAUAGUGCGUUUAGUGCAUUGUGCUUGGUAUUUAUCGAAGCAUUUGAGGACGCUGUGUGUCUGUGUGCGUUUACAGUGUGUCUCUGUAUAUGUGGUUGUGUUUUAGGAUGUGAACCUUAUCCCUGAACUUUUGUCUCGUUUCAAGCAAGCCUACAACGCGACGACGAUGGCUUAAGCGUUGGGAUCGAUACGAGUCUAAUGGGGAUGAUCCUUUCACUAUAGGUUCGUCAAAGUUGGACGAAAGUAUCUACGCUUUAUGACAAAAAGGAACCGUGUUUUGAAUGUGUACAAUAUUGUUUAGUGUCUUUCACGCCCCUUUUUCGUUCGGCUUCACAACUGGCAAAGUAAUGCGACAGCAAAGAAGCAGUCCCAAGUGCAAAUGCUUAUUUAUUGCAAUACUACACUGUAAGAGCACUAUCAUAUAGCUAUACCCUUUUUUACGAUUAAGUUUCCGUUACUUUUUACUGCUAACCGUUGUAACCGCGUAACCGUUUUAUUGUUCUACUUGUAUCUUACGCUGUAGUGGUCCGUAGUUUGUUUGGCUGGUCGAAAGCAAAGCUAGCAAUGAAUAGCUUGCCAGCUAGCUAGGGUCGUCGGGUAAGGAGCAGAUCGAGCAAAUUAUGUAUGUGAGUUAAGGGAGUUACGGGGUGGCAUACGAGAGCGAGAGGCUUACUAGAGGCGAGCGGUUUGCAAAAACGGUGUCAGCGCCACCAACAGAAACAGCUGUAAACUUAUUCAAAGUGAUAUUAGAGCGAGGCAAAUCGAGUGAGCGUUUUUUUAUAUAUAUGAUUAGAAUCGUUUUAUUACUGACACCCGCGAAGCUGCCUUUCAUAGAAGCGAGAUGAAAUAAGUAUUUGGUCACAUGAUUGGAACAUUUUCCUUACUAGCAAAAAAGGAAAAGAAAAUUGACCUAGAAAUGGGUAGGAAAAGUGAGGCAGAGCGAAUUUCCCGCAAAUGAUUUUAAUUUAUCUCGUACUCUAGCUACUUAGCUAUCCAUCUAUCUAUCUAAACAUUUCUUCCGACUAAUGUAGCUCUCAUCUAACCGUAAAGGAACGAUCAACUUUAAGUUUUAGAUCAUCAUCUAGCGAUUGGGGUUAACUGUGUACAUAAAAAGGUAGUAAAACACAAUAAUAAUGGCAUUUAUUGCCAAUUCCAAUCAUCAUACUUUCCUGCAGCAAAAUCAGGCAAAAGUAGCUGUUUUUAAAAAUGGUAAACCACAUACUGUACUACUUUUUCUCAUCCUAGAUCGUUUCACAUCACAUGAUAGAGGAAAAAUUCGGUUCACUCGUUCGGCUACGUUUAGAAGCGUUAACAAAAACCGAUGGCAUAUUUUACAAAAAAUGCUUUGAAAAGGAACUACUACUUGCAUAACUACUAGAAAUCGUCCUGCUUACGCUCGCAUGCCUACAAAUUGUAUAAUUUAUUGUUUUUCACCUACUCUACAUUCUAUUUCUGCGCCACACAUCGUAAUAAUGCAUACCGAGAGAAGAAAUAUUCUAGUCACAGCGGUCAAAGUGGAAAUUACCAGACGAGGUUGUGUCCGUACCCCUUUUGAUGCUGGCUAUUUUGGAGGAUGAUGAUGUUUUGGACCCACUGCGAAGGCUUUACAAAAGGCAAGAGUAAUGGUUAGCUUUCAAACGGUGGAAUGCUUAUUUAGUAUAGACCUCUAAUUGGUGAAGGAAAGAGGGCGAAGGGAUUACUUACUGUACUGAAAUAAGCUUGGGUUUGGUAACGUUCUUUUCUCUUCUCAAACGAUGCUAUACUAUGCAAUUGAUUGCUGCUUUUGGUGGUUUGUAAACUAUCUUUCGCUUACAGUGCAGCAUAUUAGUGGAGAGAUUAAAGAUGGAGCGGAAUGAUUUGUGUACAGCUUUGAACUUACAGCCAAAGAAAAGCACAGAGAAAGAAAGCCUAAUUGGACAAAACAGAAGCUGAACAAUGGCGAAUGGGUGGAAGAUUUCUGAACACAAUUUUUUUUUUCCCCCAAUUCCCCCCCAACACGCGCUCAAUUUGAAGGAGAUUUUUAGCUUGUCGAUAGGAUGUAGUAACAAAUAAUCGUCUCAUAUAAUGUGCAUCAUGUAUAUUUGCGUUAGUUUCGCUUUUGCUUCGGCUGGCACGAAGACAGAAACAUACACACCGAAUGCGACACUCGUUUGCAUCCUUUGAUGUGAGAGCAAACGGGGUUUUUGUUGCAAACAAACAAUCGAAUGGAUUCAUAAGGUUCUUUUGUACCGCCACAACUACUACUACUACUACUACUACUACUUACCCACCACUUUUUCUAGCAGAUUAGCAAAAACAGAUUUCACCUCCUUUUUGAGAUUGCAUACAUCCCCCAUCAAAAAAUCCUUUUAAUGGGUGUUUCUUUGCAGAGCAGUUGUUUGUGUGUUAGUGUGUGUUUGCUCGAUAGAACCGUAAUGCUUGGGCUUUUUGGUCUGUUUUAUUUCCUUCAAAACAUCUGGCAAUCGAACAAUCUAUGCUAAUUCCAAACGGAAUAAUAACCGUUCAAUGCACACACACACAUAUAGCCGAACCAAACUGUGCGGUGUGGUACGUAAUAUGAAAAAUAUUACACGCUGUGAGAGCCUGUAGCUGUCAGAAAAAGAGAACACACAUUAAUGGUAAAAUGCAGAAGAUCACAUAUUGUAAUCAACACCCCCCCCCCCACCCCUCCCACGUCAUUCGUAAAGCUUUCUAUCACAUACAAUCGGAGAAGAAAACUCGUUAAAAUAUACGUAGCAAAAAUUAAUCAUUUGUAACGCAGAUUAAAAAAUAACAAGCUCUAGGCGGGCGUCGUAUAACAACCAAAGUAAAACUUUGGCCUUCGCUCCCCCUCUCUAGCACAUGUAAACGCGCCUAGCCGGGGUGAGCCUAGCGAUAUAGAUAAUAUGAUAGUGGUGAAACAGAACGGAACGGAAACAAUAUAUAAAAUCGAAUAAACAAAAGGGAAAGCAUCGCAAACAUCGGUCAACUCGGCGCGUAUAAACAGAUUAAACUGAUGAAAAGAUCAUAUUUUUAGGCUAUAGAAUGUAACGAAAAUGAAAUUAUUUGCGUGCUGCAAAACUAACAAUUCCAAAGUGAAGCGCCACAUUGGAAGGCGGGGUGAAACGAAACGAACCCCCUACAAUUGCUACACAUCACUGCGGAGCACCAGCAAGCAGCAAGCCAUACACCGAGCACUUCAUUUACGUUACGUUUUGAAGAGGCCAGAAAAGCAGAGGGAGGAAAAAUGCAGCCUAUAGAAAAGAGUUUGCUUUGUAGAGCCGUUUGUAAACUUUUCGUAUCGAUUAUGAUGGUAGACACAUUCGUGGCACGAUAUUUUUGGAAAACAAACAAACAAAAACUACUAUUAAAAAAGCUUGCAGAAAAGGUGCGAAAUAGAGGGAGAGAGAACACAUAACAAUUCCUUGGAAAAGGGCAAAAGAUUACCAUCACACAGAUAGAGAGAGACCUGUAUUUAUAUAUAUACAAAACCCCCGUUUGCGUACCGAUGCAGGAGGAUGAGUCUAUACUUAUAUACAUAAAAAGAAAACAAAAAAUCAUAUUAUAUAUUUUUUCUCAUACUAUAUACAUACAUCCCAUUAUGCAUACGCUCACGGCGGCGGCUGGUACGUACGAGCGCCGCCGCUGCGACAAUGAUUGAGCUGGUGACGAGAGGAGUAAAUUGUGAACUGUGAGGUUUCCUAAAUAGCGUGCGCGCGUGUGUGGGGUCAAAAUUAAACCAAGGAAACAACUUAAAAGAAGAUUACUAGCACCGGAUGUCCAACGACGGCAACAGCAUGCUUGCGGAUUGUAAUAAUAAUCUGACGAUGAUGAUGAACAAUGAAAUGUAUCGAAUGAUGAUGUCAAAAAGGAA
Messenger RNA from Anopheles coluzzii, 9400 nucleotides. RefSeq names its product EH domain-binding protein 1 (gene Ehbp1). Gene Ontology annotation, molecular function: protein binding. The record is from RefSeq and is a predicted model, not a curated record. The transcript is spliced from 12 exons. NCBI's taxonomy places the organism in Eukaryota, Metazoa, Arthropoda, Insecta, Diptera, Culicidae. The coding region runs from base 1762 to 5193 and encodes 1143 amino acids.